This is a messenger RNA of Sitodiplosis mosellana (orange wheat blossom midge), 6481 nucleotides long. RefSeq names its product C2 domain-containing protein 5. The transcript has 16 exons. NCBI's taxonomy places the organism in Eukaryota, Metazoa, Arthropoda, Insecta, Diptera, Cecidomyiidae. Gene Ontology annotation, molecular function: calcium-dependent phospholipid binding; calcium ion binding. The record is from RefSeq and is a predicted model, not a curated record. Gene Ontology annotation, biological process: positive regulation of D-glucose transmembrane transport; protein localization to plasma membrane; intracellular protein transmembrane transport. Gene Ontology annotation, cellular component: plasma membrane. Bases 877 to 6267 code for a protein of 1796 amino acids.
GAGUGUGCGGUGUGCACGUGAGACGAUGCGGUCGCAUCCAAGACACCGGUUUGGUGUGGUUUGUUUUCAUUCGUUUACACGAUGGCAUUUGGUUCGAUUGUGCCUUUACGCGCUGGUAUUGAUCAGACGCGGCUGUGCCAUGUGAGUGUAAAAAUAGGUUUGAGAUCGUUGCGGCAGCACGCAAGCCAUUUGUUAUGCGACAGAAACAUAAACAACCGAUAGAGACAGCAAAACGCAAAUACAUUCUAAAGUGGUUAAAAUGGCAACAUACGGUUGUCUCUUUCGCCUGCGUCACAUACGUCGACCGUUUCCGUCGUUUUUUCUUGGUCUCCGCGACAGACUUGAAAGAAUUUUGACAGUUCUUUAUGAAAAAAAAAAAUCAUUUUCAAUAAAAUCGUCGACGGAAAACCAUUUAUUUGUAUCGAUUUGGUGAAAAAGUGCGCUUUAAUUUAUUGCUAGUCAUUUGCAAAGAGUCAACGCAAAGUGUUAUCAGUUGUACAUCCAACUGAAAGCCAACUACGUAAUUAGAAAUUGCUUUGAGCGACGAUUUUUGUUUUUGCUUCUUCUUUCGAUUCUAAUAACACAAUACAUCAUGCAGUUAUUAAAAGAAUAUUUCACACAAUCUUGUUGUGUCUUUACGUAACAACCUUGUUUAUCCUGGUGAAUUAGUUGUUUAUUCAGAGCGAAUCUCAAGUGGCUCAUUGUUUUUAGGAACGAAUAGUUUUGAUUUUUUUCACGUUUGACAAGUGAUGUGAAAUAAUCAAAAUUGAAAAAAGUGAUGCUCCGCACGCCCAUUGCAUACGACAAAGUUUUUUUCUAUUUUUUUAAUCAGUUGCUCACUUGUUCAAUUUUUAAUUUAAAAAAAAAACGAAUAAAAUGCCUGGCAAAGUGAGAGUGAAAAUUUUGGCUGGUCGAAAUUUGCCAGUCAUGGAUCGAAGCAGCGAUACAACCGAUGCUUACGUUGAAAUCAAAUUCGGUUCGACCACUUGCAAAACUGACGUUUAUCGCAAAUCGCUGCAUCCACAAUGGAACUCCGAUUGGUUUCGUUUUGAGGUCGACGAUGCUGAUUUACAAGAUGAGCCAUUGCAAAUACGAAUAAUGGACCACGACACAUAUUCGGCCAACGACGCAAUUGGCAAAGUGAAUAUUAGUUUGAAUCCGUUGCUGUUGCCCAGUUUAGCCGAUGCAUCGACACAGCUAAAAUCGGGCAAAGGCUCCGUUAUGUCUGGCUGGCUACCCGUUUACGACACCAUGCACGGCAUUCGAGGGGAAAUCAAUAUUAUCGUGAAAGUGGAUCUAUUUUCGGACGUAAACAAGUUUAGACAGAGCUCGUGCGGUGUACAGUUUUUCCACUCGCCAAUCGUGCCGUAUGGCUAUCAUGCACAGAUCAUUCACGGUUUCGUCGAAGAGCUUGUUGUGAAUGAUGACCCGGAGUAUCAAUGGAUUGACAAAAUACGAACGCCACGUGCGUCGAAUGAAGCGCGACAAGUUGUUUUUCUCAAGCUAUCAGCGCAGGUUCAGCGAAAGAUUGGAUUGAAAGCGAUUGACCUGGGAGCGAAUGCCGUGAUUGGAUACACACAAUGCUUCGAUUUGGAAGGCGAUGUUGGCGUUGUGGCUCGUGGCAUCGGUACAGCUGUCACAUUGAUUAAAAUACAAGAGCAAAUUCAGCAACCGCUUCCCGAAAAGUCAGCAUUUGUUGAAGAACAAACCGUAAAGUAUUUAGAAUUUUUGGCGCUAAGCGACGCGACGCGAAACGAUAGUAUAUUCGAUUUUGAUCCAUCAUUCAGUGCGCAUCCGUCAAGCGGAGAUAUUGUAUAUAAAAUAUUAGGCAUUGAACCGGAUGAAACGAUGACACGUGCCCCGAGUAUUAUAAUCAGUAAGAAAGUGCGUCAAAAUCAAGAGGUUGAUGUGAUUGAAGAAGAAACAGACGGAUUGGGACCACCCGAUGAACUGGAAACUUUGAGCAAUCUGCUCAAACAAGAGGAAUCACGUGAUGAUGUUCCAAAUCAUCGCAACGCAAUGAAACGAAUUUCAUCGUCAUCGAAAAGUUUGCUCAACAAAAAAGUCACUUCAAUCAAGUUGAUGAAUACCGAGCAUGAUGACAUGACUGCGAUGCAUGAGUCACAAUCGGAUAUGUCAUUGUAUAAACCGGCUGUUUCGUUUCGAGAUUCAGCCGCCGAACUUGGAUCGAAUAUAAUUAAGAAAGUGAAGCGUUCACAAGCCAAAUUGCAAUCACGUCCAUCGAAUGAUGGCGUUGGAAUGACUACUUUGUUGGUUCGAUCAAUGAUGGCCGCACCAAGUCUCGAGUCAAUAGCUGAGAAUUCAGAUCCAACUUCACCCAGCUCACUUAAACCAAUAUCAAGAUCGGAUGUUGGCAAUUCUAUGACCAGUUUACAUAGUUCGAAGAAACACCAUUAUGGUCCUAACCAUCACCACGUUGAAAAUAAGUUGAAUAUCAGCGUUGGCGACAGUAUCAUCGAUCUGAAAGCAGCAACGACGGAGGGCAAUUUAUCGUGUGGCGUUUCAAUGUCAUCGAUUAUAAUUUCGGAAACUAGCUCUGAGGACGACGAUGGCUCAGAAUUGGGCGAUGAAGUCGUUAUGAUCGAUGCCGAUACAAUCAGCAUGGUGGUGAAAUCAGUGUUAGCCAAAGAGGAAGCACAGUCCGGUGAAAACGAAUGGAUUCAACCGUCAAACGACAACCAUGGCGAUUCCGACAACGAAGGAACUAAUAAGAGAGAAGAGAGACGACCGUUGACGCGACAAUCGUCAUUUGAAAAAUCGAUCAAAACCGGUGCCACGCGCAUCAUGAACCCAAAGAACAAAAAGCGCAUGGAAACGUGCCUGGUGGAAAAUGACAGUUCAGAAGAUCAACUCCACCGGUUUUUUGCCGACACCGGUGAUGUCGAUGAGCAGAAUUGGAUACAACCAGGAACCACGGCCGACGAUGAUAACACAAGUGAAAUGGGUCACAAUUCGAUCUUACAAGAUUUCAAAGAAACCAUUACCGAGACAUUGUCUCACUUGCACUUGCCACACGCCACGCCCGAUGGUGCAAUAAACAAUAAACAUGGUUUAUUGGAAACAGCAAUGGAAACGAUGCUAAUGGAACAGGCAGGCAUAAUGGGAGCUCAAGCGGUUCCUACAUCUGACCAAGUCGAAAAUGUUAAGUUCGAGGAAAAGCGGAAUUCGAGCAUUGAAUCGUUCAAAAAAUUGCUGGCUGCACCAUUUCGACGACGGUCAAACGAUUCGAACGAAGUCAAAGUGGCAAAAAAAGAACCAAAAAGAGAUAAAUUCAGUCUGUUUGAUUCGGCAAUGAAAACGAUGCUCAAUGAAACCGCGCAUAUCAUUGAAGGAGUUGGUGUGCAUCCGAAAAGUUUCGAUGAAGGAGACGCCACCAACAUCGCCAACGUAGACGUAAAACCAGAUUCAAUGCAUGAAAAAGACCAUACGGCGAAAAUAACAACAACUGAGUCAAAUGUGGAAUGUGCGGAAAGAGCAAAAACUGGCGAAGAAAUUGAUAAAAUUAAGAACCCAGAAAAAUCAUACACAAAGUUUUGCGAUAAUCUUAACAUGUCUCAUAUUUUAACUGAGGUUGACGGCGGCAGUGCUAGUCAGUCGACCGGUGAGAUGCCCGUAUUUGUACUAACCAAGUGCAACAAGCAAAAUCAAAUGAAAAACCAAACUCCCGAAAUCGAUCCAAAUACCCAUAUCGAUUCGAAAUGCCUUAUACCCGAUAGCUGUGUGUCAAUUGAUAACACAAAACUUUCGCCCAAAACGAAGCGAAAGUCUAAUCAAAUUAUUAAUAAUCCACUAAUUCAUAGUCAUUCUGGUGAUUUGAUUAAUCAAACUAACAAAACUAAAUUGCUUGCACAUGAUCCACAUCAUAAACAUAGAUCGCACGAUGAAAAGAGCAUACCGGUGAAUGGAGCAGCAGCAGGCAGUAAGCAACAUGCUCGGGCCGAAUCAUACGGGACGAAAACAGCGUCCAGCCCAACCAAAGUGCCAACAUCAUCAUCAUCGUAUAACACCGCCUCCAAUUGCGCAGCCACCACCAAUUCAUCGUCAUCCAAGGGCAAAGAUGGUAAAGAUGAUAAGGAAACGAUCUGCCGCCGAUCAUCUGACUCGGACUUGAGUGUCACACCCAAAGCUCCGACCCGAAAACGAUGUUCAUUGAAUACAGAACCGAGAACAACGGCUGGAAUAUUCCGUUUGGCUGGUACGCCACAUCUUAAAACGCCAUUGAAUUUGGAGAAUUUGGACAUGUUGGAAUAUCCAUUUUUAACACUAUGCAAAUAUCCAAUCGGAUUUAUUCUGCAAUUGGGAUCAACGGUGUGUGCGCGAUCGGUGAAGCUGUUGGAACGUGUGCCAAAUCCAGACGAACCAGAAACUCGCGAUUUUUGGUGGACAGAACUGCGAAUGGAGAUUCGAUCACAUGCUAGGGCGCUCGGUUGCAACGUUGUUCUGGGAUACAUCGAAAUUACGAGCAUCUCCGAUGAUGUUUGUGUUUUAUCUGCAAUUGGAACGGCCGCAGUCAUCAAUACACAAUUUACAAUGAGUGAAGCCAGUAAGCCACCAUCAGCGGCGAUUUUGUUAGUGACACCAAAAGAUACGGAUCGUGAUCUGUCGAAAGACUUGAAGCACAUGAACCUUAGCACACAGAAAGGAAUUAACAGUGAUUCCGAAACGACCGCACAAAUUCCAUCGGGAUGUUCUCUAUGCCAUAUUCCCCAUAGCAAAUUCACGCUACCGGUCAACGGAAAAAUGAAAAAGUGUGCAGUUUGCAAGAAAGCAAAAGUCCCUGAAGUACUGUUAACCACGGUGGAAAUACCAGAUAAUUUGCAAAUCAUCGGCCGCGGAUGUUUGAUCCAUGCACAAGCUUGUCGCUACAAAAAGGAUUUAAAGUCUGAAUCGAAUGCAAAGGAAAUUUCCGAUGCGCUACCAUUUUUGGAGUAUGAUUUACAACGAUUGCUGGUGAACAAAUUGAAGACGAAAGGCAUGAACGCGAUUUUCGGUAUGAAAAUCACCAUUUCAAUUGGUGAAAAGAUGAUUGCACUGAUUGGAACAGGAACUGGUGUUUAUUUACCGGCUCUACCACCGCCAAACAUACCGAAAAUUGUUCAAGGCAAUUCAUGGACCAAUGUUGAGAAGAUCCAGGAACUAAAUCGAUCGCUGGAGGAAGCCGUCAAUAGAAAUCGCGAAAUCUAUCAACUCAAAGUUUAUGGCGAUUUGGAUUCCAUUGGAAAUCCUUUGAAGUCAGACGUUUCGGAUGAGUCUGAAGAUGACGUUCAAGAUGUGGAUGUUCCGGCACGAAAUAAGGACAUUUGCAUUUUGGAAAUCGACGACGUUGAAGAUCUGGAAAUUAUUUCGUUGAUUUUAGAGGGAAGUGCGCCGGAAGGUUUUCACGUCGUCAACACACAAUCACUACCGGGGCUAGUUGAUCUUGAAAUUGCACGAAAUCUACAAAUGUUCACCCAAGUUUGGCGUGCUAAAUUCCCAAACAGUCAAAAGGCAGGCACAUUUCCGAAGCACUUCUUGCGAUUGUUGCAGACGAUCUACUUUAAACUGAGAUCAAUGAUCCCGUGCGCAAUAUGUGACUUGAAAUUUCGAUUGGAUCUACCUGAAGGGGAUGAAUUUCAAAUACUUGUCAAUGGCAUUGCGCUUGGUUUGACCGAGCCGAAUAAGCUCAAGUUCCGGCGUAAAAUGCAAGCGUGUGCCAAAACAUUGACCGACGACGAAUUGAUUUUCAAUUUGGAAGAAGAGCACAUAACCGAACAUUCAAAUAAUCAAUCAUAUUCAUCGCAAGCGGUUAGUAGUACUAGUCACGUUAGAAAUCAGUAUCUUAAAGAAACGGGAUCGUUAAAACUUAAGAGUAAAUCACCGUCACGGCCACUGUUUCGUUCAUUACGUCUAGAUAAACAUGCAUCGCUACGCGAACGUUAUGGUGUUGAUAUAACGCCAUUGACCUAUAUUCCCGGCGGUCGCAUCGACAAGUAUUUGGGCAAUUUGAAUUUCUUCUUCAUUCGCGAAAGUACAUCGAUUCGCGAGAAUGGCGGCAUCAGUGGAUUCGUUCAUAAUUUCAUUACUGAGCUGUUGGCUGUAGUUCGCGCACAUGUAACGGCUCUCGGUGGAAAUGCCAUGGUAUCGUUUUACAUGUCGGAAUUGACAUUGGUUGAUAAUCCUCAUAAAAAUCAGGGUCAAACAUUGAUCAGCGUUGGUGGCGACGUGGUAUUUGUGUCUUAUUUUUCAGGAACUGAAUUCGCACACUGAAGACACACAAACCGACGAGUCACAUGUGCAAUGCAUCAUUUUGUCAAACAAAAUCGGUUUUAAUGCGCCUAUUCUACCCAUGUCUCAUUUUUACCUGUAUGCUUAGCUUGACAUGCUUACUUUAUUGUUACAACAAAAAUUACAUUGAAAUUUCAAUCGUAGACAGAUUAUUAUCGUUUUAAAUAAAAUAUCGAAAGAAAAUACUUGAACUUGA